Paramacrobiotus metropolitanus is the source of this 1780-nucleotide messenger RNA. RefSeq lists its product as uncharacterized. NCBI's taxonomy places the organism in Eukaryota, Metazoa, Tardigrada, Eutardigrada, Parachela, Macrobiotidae. The record is from RefSeq and is a predicted model, not a curated record. The coding region runs from base 723 to 1703 and encodes 326 amino acids. The transcript is spliced from 8 exons.
UUAGUUACCUUCGUAUUAAAAGAAUUGCCACAGAAUCACCAAGUAUACAGUUUACAAGUAACAAAUUACUAAAAAUUACUUCGCCAUCCUAUUUCAUAUAUCUAGUUUAAUUUGGCUAGGCCAAAAACACUGGAUAUUGUCAAAACUGCUUUUUAUGGUAAAGAUCGUCGUCCAAGUCGGCCUUCCAUUUGGCCGCCUGUUUCAUUUCUUCAUGCAUCUGGGGCGUAAUUUUAGAGGCAAAAAAUGCCAAAGGCACUAAAAAAUAAUUAAAUUACCUAAAAGCUAAGAAAAUUUAUAAACACGACUUACAAUUUGCCUGCUGAGCGCUACGACGCAAAAACGCGAUGGUGUCCGCAUCCAGAUUCAAUCUGCGGAUUUCUUCUGGAAGAUCGCUGUCCUCCGGAAUGGUGGAUGAAAUCUCGUUGCUUUGCUGGCUGGCCAUGUUGUUGGAAAUCUUGAAAUUGUAGACUGGAGAUGACUGACUGAAUUCAUUCUCACUAGCACAGACUUAUGAGGCGUCUGUUUAGCGUGUGUGCGUGUACGUCUGUGGCCAGAAAAAGUUCCUGGUGGCACUACGCACAUUUUUUCCGCACGAACUCCACCGUUAUUACAUGCGGGAUAGCGAUACUAUUAGGAACACCAUCUGACCACACACACAGCAUUGCGUGAACGUCUACGACGGCUGACAUUACGACUGUGCUAGCAUCACAACGCAAGUCUAUAUGGCUGAGCAGGAGCAAAGGUCAAAGCGGAAAAUGGGACCAACAGAGGAUUCCAAAAAACCCGCUACGAAACUGCCACAAUAUUUUGUGGAUUUUGCCAGCCAUAGCAAUGUCUACAACAUCAAGUAUAGAAACAGGCUGGCGGUGGACACCACUAAAUACUUGAACAUCCAGUCCGACGAGUGGCGCACUAAGACGGGUAAACUGGUGCGCAAGUUCCAGAAGAGCGCUCUCGACCUCGCGUACAUUCACCACCAUCAGAAAGCAAUGUUCACUGCUAUUAUUGUAAUACUGAAGAAGCUGUUGGACGUUGCACAAGCAAUGGAAAAGUAUCACAUGGAAAGCAUUGCAACUCUUUUGGCUUCCUGUCCGCCAGACAGUAUGCCAUCGCCUGAUGAGGGCUACUGGAUCGAUGAAAUAUCAAAUUACCCACCACAUAACUCGCAGAAAAUUACACGCAUCAUUGCUGACAACAAAAAGAAACAAGACGAAACGAAACUGCUAGAGAAAAAUUCACGAACUCACAUUGGAACGACCAGUGAACUUGUGCCUACCGCUCAGCUGUCGGAAAGUGAGCUUAAGGCCAGAACCAAGGCGUACAAAUCCUUGUGGAAACAACUGACUGAGCUGUCAAACACUGUAUCAAUGUAUAACGACAGAAUUAAGGAACACUGCCUCUCCCUGAUAAACGGCUUUGAACAUCUCAAAUCAAAGCUAAACAUUGAGAAGAUGACCAUUGCCCAGGAAGCGUUUCUUCCCAUUGUCCAAGAAAUGUCCACUGUUAGCACUCUCAUCGCUGACCGAUACCUGACCCAGUCUGAGAACGGACGUGAUGUCACCGCUGCUUUGAACAAACUGGAUAUUGCCAUGAACCUGGCUAAGAACGCGCUGCAUGGUGACCAUCCGGAAGUCCGUGAUGACCCGCGCGUGGAUGACGUGGGAGAAAGCGAUUCGGAAAUGAGCACCUCGGACGAUGACUAACAAGCUAUUACUUACUGGUUGUCAUUUUGCUGUUGUGCUUAAAAACUAUAUAACAAUUCUGAAUAACGUAAUCGUUU